GAUUACGUCUCUGCUCGGGUUUAGUAAGGUAGAGACUCUCGGUCUGACCGGAUAAGCGUGUGUGCCAGUCGCGAUCUGAAGGGUCUGCUUAGGGAUCAACACGCGCUAUAAACACGAUCGUACCAAUCGGACUGUGAUGCUGUGUUCUUCUGCUGGCAAGGGCUCGAUUUAGAUGUUGAAAUAAAGCAAAGAGUUGGUUGAAAUCGGCGUCUUCCGUGUUUUAACUUGAGUGCGAGCAAAUUACAUGGUUUCAAAAUCAGUAGCAGCUACAAAAUUGCCAAACCCAGUGCACUUAUUGUGAAUUCUUGCGGGUCAGUGAGUCAAUCUGAAGGGAGAUUUUUUGUUGUUGUGUUCUGAUUGAGUGCUGAUUGCGAAGUGUUUAGAGAUAAUUAUAAGUUGUUUGAUUUUCAUUCGUUGUCUAUCGCCGGUGAUCUUGGAAGUCUGGGCCAGGGGCAGCUUUCAUUGCAAUUGCAAAAUGGGCAAAUUGCGGAAUAAAUCGUUACUAGCAGUGAUGGCGGUGGUGGUGAUUAGUACGAUUGGUUGUCAAGCGUAUCAGCAUUCCGGUAGUGAUUAUAGUGAAACCCUGACUCAGCAGCCGGAAAAGCGGUUAGUGCAUCGUCAUCACAGUCAUCACCAGCGUCAACAUCAGCAGCACCGAUUGAACUCGAUAUCCUUAGGUCACAGAAAUUCCUCUCGCUAUUCGCUAAUUGGACCCUCAAGUACCGGAAACGAUUACCCAGCAGCUCAACUGAUACAUAAUUAUCACCUACAUCAGUCAGCUGGCAACAUUGGCCAUCAACAGAAUGGUUGGCAUCACCACAGGACAUCGGCAUCGGAUCAUUCCAAUCAUCCACCAAGUAAUAGUAAUCAAGGUUUUCGGUGGAAACCUGCGGCUGUAGCUACCACAACAAGCCGUCCGAUCAAUUCCGCUGGCAACACGGCUGGUGUGCGACACGUGAAGCGCAUGCUAAAGCAUAACAACCAUCACCACAGGAAUAUGACCGGCAAAAACGUGUGCACCGAGAAGCGAAUCGUCCAAGUGCCCGUCUACAGGAAAUCGACCGUGAAACACUUUGUUCAGCCUUGUCUGGACCAGAAGCUGUGCACCGGCAUCCGUACCAACUACGAACCUACCUAUCAUUCGGUCAAAAAGGAAAUCUACAUCUGCUGCUCCGGUUGGAAAACCACAACCACAAUUGCCGAUGGUUGUCUGAGUCCCAUCUGCCGAUCCGAGUGCCGUAAUGGUGGUCGUUGUACCGCUCCAGACACCUGUAGCUGUCCGGCGGGGUUCACGGGAUCUCAGUGCGAGGAGGACAUCAACGAAUGCAAGCAGCACAAACCAUGCGAUCAAACGUGCUACAACACGGAAGGUUCGUACUAUUGCACCUGCCGGGACGGUUUCAUACUGCAAGCGGAUCGCCAGAGCUGCAGGAGGGAUGAAACAAUCAACGACGUUGCCAUCGAGGCGAGGGAUAUGGAAAACGAUGUCGAUUAUGACAGCCUGGAUACCCGGUUAACGAAACUGGAGAAGAUAAUCUUUAGUGAUGAUCGUAGAUCACAAUCGGAGAAUCAUGAGCUCAACAAGAAGGUUCAGUACGCGCUCGAUGCCGUUUCUGCGCUAAGAUCGCAAAUCUCUCGGCUGUCACAAAGGCUUUAUCCGACGGUAAACUACGGGACUAGACUCAACUGAUCGGACGGAGUGAGUGAACGCAAUUUAAAUGAUUGCAUAUUGCAUAGGUUGUUAGGCUCGCUACUCUCUGACGUAGGAUGUAUUUAUUGUAAUUAUUUGUAGGCAGUUUCUCUUUUAAAUAAGAUUAUAACCAAAUGUGUUUCGGCAAUAAGAGUCCCACCGUGUGAGAUAAUAAUGCUGCCAUCGAACAUUGAGCGAUCGUGAACAGGAACCAAAAAGUGAGAAAUGGAUAUCAUAGUAUGUCUGUAGGAAAUCAAUAACUGUAGUACCAGUGCAAACCGAUCCGGGAUUGAAUAUUUUCUUUAGACACUAAAGAAAAAAAUACUAUAUUUAUUGUCCUUACAUAUCUAAGAGCAGACGUGAGUAAAAGGAAAAAUAAAUGUAACGGUUCAAAUGGAAAAAAAAUCCGAAAAAAUUUCCUCGAAUUAUCUUGACUACAAGCUAGUGAUAAGUUUGUGUGAAGAAACGUAAAACAA
Malaya genurostris is the source of this 2166-nucleotide messenger RNA. It is a transcript of the gene slow, whose product is annotated as epidermal growth factor-like protein 7. Gene Ontology annotation, biological process: anatomical structure development. The transcript has 8 exons. Gene Ontology annotation, cellular component: extracellular region; cell surface. Gene Ontology annotation, molecular function: signaling receptor binding; calcium ion binding. Lineage: Eukaryota; Metazoa; Arthropoda; Insecta; Diptera; Culicidae. The coding region runs from base 476 to 1690 and encodes 404 amino acids. The record is from RefSeq and is a predicted model, not a curated record.